Messenger RNA from Drosophila ficusphila, 6420 nucleotides. RefSeq lists its product as uncharacterized. Lineage: Eukaryota; Metazoa; Arthropoda; Insecta; Diptera; Drosophilidae. Gene Ontology annotation, biological process: maturation of LSU-rRNA from tricistronic rRNA transcript (SSU-rRNA, 5.8S rRNA, LSU-rRNA); maturation of 5.8S rRNA from tricistronic rRNA transcript (SSU-rRNA, 5.8S rRNA, LSU-rRNA). Gene Ontology annotation, cellular component: nucleolus. The record is from RefSeq and is a predicted model, not a curated record.
CUGCCGCACGUGUGCGGGUGUUUUGUAUUUAACUUUUAUUUUUUACGAAUUACGCGGUGAAAGGGGAUUAUAAUUUAUAAUUAAAAGCAGAAUGGCUAUUCAACCCAACCGGCGGAAGAGGAAACACGAGGAGGCGGAAGUCGAUCAGCAGGACGAGGGCGAAGUGGUGGUGCCAAAAAAAGUGGCCAAGGAGUCCGACACGCCAAAGAAACAGAAAAACAAGUCAAAAAUUGAUGAAAACAUUGAAAAAAUCACGCCGGAAACAAAUGUCACAGAACCAGCAGACUCCACUCCUUCAAAAAAAAAAUUAAAAAAGACAAAAACUGCUGAACAGAAUGACGAGCAACAGGUGGAAAUGGAGGCAGAGGAAUCUCCCUCCAAAAAUCACAAAAAACGAAAGGAAAAAAAGCAGGAUGAUGAUGAAAUAAGUCCAGACUCAGGGAUUGAGCCGGAAGAGACUAGAAUACGGUUUCCCAACGACUUCAAGAUGAUGCAUUUCCGCACCAAGCUGCGCAGCAAUAAUUUUAUAACAGAACUUCGGCACUUCCUAUUUAUGUGCUCCACCACCCGUCCCAAACUGGCGGCGAAGUACAUUGAAAAGCGCGGAAAACCUUUGGAGCUGGCUGAGGCCUUUGAAAGGAUCGACAAGAGCAAUCUUUUGCACGUGGACUACCUCACUGAGGCACUUCAGCGGGUAGUCAUGGAAAUUCUCACCAAUCAAAAAAACCACAUGGAGUCGGCGACCCAUGGAUGUCGCUAUUUCCUUAAGGUCCACGGCGGAGUGCUCGAGAACCUUUUGCAAUCCUCGCGACCAAGUCAUAGAAGAAAUGCCCUCAAGCUGCUAACGGCAAUCGUGUGCGUGGACCCUCAACUUGGCCGUCAGGUUCUAAACUCCUACGACGUACUCUCCAACGUUACUGUGAUGCAGCAGAUGCUGUCGCAUGCCAAAAACGAUUACCAGAACGAGGACACGGUGCGCAAGGCGUACAUACACUUCGUUCUAGCCUUCCUGGUCGAUGGCAAUACGCUGCUCAUCCGAAACAUCCUAGAUCGAGGCCACCUGAUCGGCGUUCUUGCCAGGGGAUUGGUCUACGAUGACCAUGUCACCGUGUGCGUGGUGCUGAACGCCCUUAGACAAUAUGUGCUGGAAAACCCGGAAAUACAGAAGACCAAAAAGGUGCUGGUGUUCGAUCUGGUGUGCUGCAAGAAUCUGCGCCGACUCUAUGACUGGGAAGGACCGACUGGACUCUCCGCCUUCUUUAGCAAAGAUAAGAGCCUCAAGCCGCCCUCGAAACCACAGGAGGUGGAAGCCGUCUCGGCGGCCGUUCACGAACUCCUUCUGGUCUUGCUCACAUCGAGAAAACACGGUGUGUGUUUCGAUGCAAUGACCCACUACCGUCAGAAGCAGAACAAGCUGCAGGGCAGAUUACUCGGUGCGCUGUUAAAACCCUACGACAACCCCCUUAAAACGGAACUGGUCAUUAAGACACUGACUGCCUGCCCGGACAUAGCUCGCAAUACCGUAAGAAAUUUUUCUAGCCUGCUGAGUCCGGCAAAGAACAAGGCUGAGGACCUGCCCAAGGCUGCGAUUUUCCUAGCCCAGAUCAUCGAUGCCGUACCUCCCAGUGCUUUGUCAAGUGCCUUUAACAAGAUGACGCUCACCGAUUUUGGAUUUUGGAUCAAGCAGCUGUGCCUGCCUAUCGAAGCUUUGAUGCACAUUACAGGCAAAAAGUUUCUUAGCAAUUCCGACUUCAAUUUGAGAUUGGCAAUGCAAAGACUUCUCCUGUCCAUGAUGAAGCAGUAUAGUAAUUAUGUGCAUGCCAUCGCUGUUCGCGAGCAAUCGAAGAAGGCCGGUAACUCGCUGCGCAAAUUCAAGUUCGAUUUACUGAAUCACCUGCUGGUGCACUUUCCCACCAUCGAGUCAAUUUUGUACUCUCUUUUCAUGACCAUUAAGCAGCAGAAGGCAGAGGGAGUCGACGUACUUGAGUUUUUAUCGGUCACCUUAGACUUGGUGCUGCUGAUGUGCAAGGAAAAUCGAGCUUUUGUGAACAGGACAAGUCAGAUUCUGGACUACUUGGACGUAUUACGACCGCUGUACCAGACGGACUUUAAUAAUUUAAAUGAACCGGAAGAGGUUCUGAAGAUUCAGCUGGAGUUGAAGUCUGUUAAGACCAUCCUGCUGCUGUUUCCACGGUCUUUAAACCCACAGGAAAACCUAUUUAGCAAGGUGUUCCAAUCGUUCAUAAAAGCCUACAUGCUGGAGGACUUGACCAUCAAGUCGGAGGCGGGAAACAUUUUAAACCGUCUGUUUCACAAUACCGGACUAUUCGAUUCCUGCAGCCAUGAAAUCAACAUCUGGGUGGAAGCUCUGAUCGGAUUCGAUGCAGAAACGGUGACCAAUGUGGUGGACAUCCUUCUGACGAUUCUCAGCUUGGAUUGGAGGCAAAUUGAGUUGCCGGAGCAAAGCGUGGCGGAAACGGCCAUUAACACCAAGAACCUGAGCAAACUUUUUGCCCAAAUCGAACAGGGUCAAACGGUGCAGGCCUAUGUGGAAACUCUGACGCUGAGCAAGAUGAUGCCUCUGCUGCUAAAGGGCGUGGACUUGGACGCACCUUACGACGACUACGUGGAGCUGGUGUUCAUUCUGCUUUUCCACUAUCACAGCAAGCCGGAGCAAGUGCUGCAGUUGUACGAGGACAACCUGGAGAAGCACAGCGACUACAUGAAGAGCUGGAUACCAGGUGAAGAAAAGGAGAAACCCAAGAAACUUCCAUCUAUAUUAGCCGAUAAGUGGCCUUUGCUGAAGCAAAUGCGCAAAGUUAUAACCGAUGAAGACUCAAAGUCCUUCGAUCAGAUAUUCAAAGUCGAGGAGGCGGAGAAGAAUUUCGAGCUGCAGCUGGGCGAGGGACAGACCAUGUUGUUGCACUCCACUCUCAGCAACCCACGUCGCAACAUGAUCUACGUCCAGGACCUUCUCUUCGUAUUCAGCCAUCUGUUCAACAGUCAGCGAUUGAGUAAACUGCAAGCAGAAACCACGGCGGAUUACCUAAUUAAGUUCCUGCAGAUCGCCAGCCAGGUGGACGGUGGAAGGCAGGAGAUUCAAGAGGAGGAUGAUCAGCAGCAGGAUGAGACUCACAUACAGAGUCUGAUGCACUACAUCUUUAAUAUUCGGCUGUGGCAAUUGCAUCCUACUGAAAUUCUGAGCGAAACCAGCGAAUCUCGCUUGAACUAUGUAAUCUUCUUAAGGAGACUGACCGAAUAUUGUCGCAGUUUGCCUCGAUUCGAAAGCUACACCGCUAACUUCCGGCUGCACUUUAUCAAGACUUUGGAUAUUGCGUUAGAUACGGCUGUAGAUCAUCUUGAUUUUCAACAGCAACUCGCCGAGGUUGUGUCAUUAGUGGAUUCCUUCGAAUUUACCUCAAGUGAAUGCUCGCAGAUGUUUGAUUUGCUUACAAGCAAAAUUCAAGCAAAGGAUUUGAUUCCAAAUGGCAAACCAAACCACUAUUUUGACCUGUUGCUUCGUCUGUUGGGACGAUUGACCGCGCUAAAAGAGCCUAUCGACUGCAGAAAAUCAUUUAAAGUGCUUCUGAGCUUCUACAAGGAUUUCUGCGAGCUGAGCGAACAGCAACUGGAACCAUUGGAGGCGGCCAUCCUGCAGUUCUUGCUCAGCUACCAUCAUCACCUGGCAGAGUGCGAUAACGACUUCUUUGACUGCUUCUUCACAUCAUCUCGAAAGCUGAGCAAAUCCGCAAUUCGAUUGGCAAGUUUGCUGCUUGAACGUCAGCCCAGAUUGGCAGAUAAAUUUGCGGAUCUCCUGCCCAGCAACUUGGAGCAAAAGGAACUGAUUUAUCCCCUCCUGGAUAUCGCUUUGACCAAGAACUACCAACUGCCGCAACCAGUGCUUCAGCGCUGCUAUCAGACGUACAAGAAUGGCUUCAUGAAGAGCAUCGAGAAGCCGCAGAAGGCAGCUUUAAUCUACCGCGAACAUGGCGAGGCCAGUGCCUUGCUCAUUGCUCUUUGCAUGCCCAAGUCCGAGUGCCUGGAUUACUGCCAGAAACAGCUGAAACUCGACUCCGUGGAGCUCUUCCAGGUGCGUGUCCUGCGGGAGAUCUACUGGCAGGCCUUUGCUGCCGCCAAGGAUGAGAAGCAGAUGGCCAACGUCUUUGUCAACUACAUAAACCUCAACGUCCAACUACUGGCACUGGAUUUGAAGAAACAGGCCUUGGAUCUACCCAAGUUGAAGCAAAUAUCCUGGAACUGCUACGAGUGGUGGGAGUUGAGUCAGGGCAAGGAUCUACCCCUUGAAUGGAGUCGUUUGCUGAAGAACCCGCAAUGGCUGAACUUCUGCAAGAGCUGCUUGAAGCUGGCUCUUCAUCUCGGCGAAGAACGACAGCCGCUUCAGGAUCAAACCAAUGGGCUUAUGCUUAAGCUGAUGGCCUUCCUAUGCGAUGGAAUGUAUGAGGAUUACGCAGAGGAAGCUCAGCAGGAGGAGGAUCCCACGCCAGCCCUUUUGUACGAAAUGAUUUGCACCCACUCCUGUUGCUUUGAUCAUCUCCUGGGCGCCCAGAGUGAAACCAAAACACAUCUGUUACAGCUCAUGGAGACGCUGGCCAGAAAGGCACCGAGUGCCCUGCAAGCCGCGCACAUCCCCGUGAUUUUGGGGUCCUACCAUGCGAAACUGUCGCCUGGAGAUCGAUACGGAUUGGCUCUGCUCGAGCACUACGAGCGCUUUGAUGUGGGACUGGAUAAGUUCAGACCCUUCAUUUGGGGUGAAAGUGCCGUCGCCCACUAUGCUUUGAGAGCUUCCGAUGAGGAUGAGCGCGCUAGGUUGCAGCAGCAGGAGACGAACGUGGCCCAGGUGUUGGCCCUGAUUGUUCGGGAGACCAGCGAGUACACCAUUGAGAAUUUCCCCAUUUGGAGGAGUCUGCAUGCCCGUCAGCAACUGCCCGCCGUGGAGUUCCAGAAUCCAGCUAAGAAAUCCCAAAGUUUCGGCGACAACCAGCUGGAGCAAAUGGUGGAAAAGGGGAGGGAGGAUUUCCCCCAGAAUCUUCGGCGCAUUUGCCCGAAGCGAGAGAAGGUGUACGAGACCUGCUACGAUCCCGCUUUCCUCUUACCGCUGAUGAUGCACUGCUUCGCACCGGAAUCGGUUGUCUGGUCCCGCUGGCCAGUGCAGAACGGGCUGCUGGCGGUAACCUUCUGCGGGCUGUCCUCGCUGGACAAGGAUAUGCGCUUGGCGGCGGCCAGUUGUCAGCAACGCUACCGCGCCCACUUUGAGCUCUCCAAGUUCUACGAGCGUCCGUUGUGGACGCAGGCCUACGACAACAUCCAGGCGGGACUGGGCGAUCUGAGAAACUCGUGGCUGGCGCAGAGGAGAACGCACGGAGGAACUCCUAGGGUGCCCCUAAUCCCGGCCCUGUUCAUCGCCCACAGCUUCAAUCUGAGCACGGAUCCAACGCAUCUGCUGUACAAGCGGCUCAUGAUGUACCUGCGGCUGAAGCAGAGCUUCAACUUCGAGACGAUACCCGACUUCAAUGUGUUCUUCUACUCCCAGGAGCCGGAGCACCAGCAGUACCGCGAGUUCAUCGUGGAGCUGCUGCGGUGCGGCAUCAAGUGCAGCGCCGAUCUCUUCCUGCUGGUGUCCACCAACACGUUCAAGGUGCUGCUGGGAUUCUAUGGAUCCAGUUUGGCCACUUUGGAGACCAAUCUCCUGCUUUUGUCGGUGCUCUCGACCUGCGUGAAGAUCCCCGGAGCCGUCAAGAUCAUGCUGGAGCACGUGGGCAUCCUCUCCUGGCUGGUGGGCGUCAUUCGCGACACGGAGUUCCACCAGUUCGACAUCAUCGAGGGCGUCAUCAGCAUCAUCAACAAUCUGUGGUACGCCCUGGCCGCCUCCCGCUCGGAACUGCCGGACUACGACCACAUCCAGUUGCGAGUGCAUCGUUUGGUGCUGCAGCUGCUGCCGCUGCUCUCGCCAAGGAUCUCCGUGCCUGGCCUGGGUCGCCUGCUCAACGUUCUGUGGAAGACGGCAUCGGCCAGUGGACAGCAUCGAGCUCUGUCCGCCGCCCAACUGGACGUCCUGCUCGAGUGCAUCUCGCGGCAAUGGCCGGACCAAGUGGCGGGAGUGCGGUACGUGAAGAGCUUCGGCGGAUCUGGUGCCUGUUCGCGAUCCGAGUACUGCGACUGGCUUUCCGCGGAUCAACAGCUCGAGCUUCCUGCCGUGCUCGCCUUGUCCAGUCUGCGGGAGUACGUCAUAGACUGGUGGCAGGCCCACCAAACGGAGCUUAAGGAGGAGACAAAGCAGCUGGUCGAGUCAACUGAGUAGGAAUCCCUUGAAUUGUUUUGCCCUAGGUUAAGCUAUUGAAAUGUGUUUAGUGUGUAGGCCUACGAGUCUUCGAUUUAUUAAAAGCCUAUUGGAAUUGUAAA